ACUGACUGUAGCCGCGUACGUGGUGUUGUCAUGCCAUGAACGACCCCCUUCACGCGCACUUGUUUAUUGACAAGUCACUGCAUCUAAAGCUGUAGCUCGUAACUACUAACGAGUCAUUUUGUUGACUAGUUAGCGUAUGUUGUUGUUGUCAGGAAUGUGGGUAAGCUAAUUACACGUAACUGUCCAACAUCGAUUAAGUAGCUGGCAAAAAUAAAGUGACACUGUGGCCAGUUGAGUACCCCGCCUCACGAGCUCUCUGAGCUGGGGGGCUCGGUGCAAUAAGCGCAGUCGUGCUUGAAAUGCAGACUUAAAAGUGAUCGAUUGACUUUUAAUUACCUGAAAGUUUAGCGUAGCUGUAAGUAUUCUCAUUCCAUUCAUGUUGCCAUAGCCGGUGCACCGUGGAUCCUUUGAAUCGUUUAUCUCAUUGCAAUUGUAACCCCCAUAGUUUAGUUGUAGAUACUAAUCGCAUUUUCAUUUUUGGCGCGACACAAUCAAUAAUUGCAUACAGAUGUUGUGUAGUGGUCAGUAAUUACAACGUGGGUCGUCUCCCACUGCCUAUUACAUAUUUGGUUCUGUAUUUGGGAACGCCGUGUUGAUUUACUUUUCUGGGCGUCGAUGAAACUGAAACUGGCAAGAUCUCAAAAUGAAACGCUGGGCGUUUGCAAAUGGUGCCCGCGAAACCAGCGAUGUAUAAUGUUCAGGGAAAAUACCAGGAGCACUCACUGUCCUUACACACAUUUGUAAAAAUGUAAUAAACUGGCUUGAUGUAGAAUUUGCUGGCGAAGUAUAAACCUGUGGUCUUGACAGUGAUGUUAUAGCUGUUUAUAGCACGUUAUAGCUAAUUCAGCAAUGGACGUAGAUACUUAAGUAAAUUAUAACGGUACAUAUUUGAUAAACGUUUUGUAUGUGGGAAGUUAUGUGUCUGUAAAAAGAGAGAACCCGUCUUUUCACGUAAUCAUCCUCUUAUAAAAUGCGUGUCAAAAUAAUUAACGGUCAUCCAUAGUAUUUUUGAACUAUAUACAUAUUGUUCCUCGAUGUGGUUUAGUAAUGGAAGUUUGAGUAAUGAAAAUCCGGCUUACAGAUUAGAAUACCGUGCUUUUAUUUCAUACUCCGAAGCAAUACCGUUACUCGUGUGAUUUGGUGAUAGUCCUUUGAGUACAUAUUUGAAUUUCUAAAAUUAUUGAAUUUCUUGAAGUAUUCGCCAUACAUUUACAAUGCACUGUUUGUUUGUGUGAGACUUGUAAUUUCUGCUAAGCAUGAGUGCACAUUUAUUUGGCAGCUCUAAUUGAUGGUUCCCGGGAAAGGGGUCAAAUUGUAAUGUAUUUAGUUAUCGUUAUUAUCCCACGGAGCCCCCAGCUAGAGUAUUUUAUAAACAGAGUCUCCUUUGUGUUUUCAUUUAGUUCAGAAGUGUAAUUAAUAUGCAAUGGUGGUUGUAGAGCCUGGUGACUCAUUCUGCAUUCUCAUGGACUUCUUGCAGUGCUUGCUUACACUUCCUCUCAGCAAACAAAAUGGGAUUUCCUUUCAUAAUAAAUAAGACAAAGUAAAACUAAUACCUGUUGUGGACUGAAUCUAGGGGGAAUUAGGAACCUGUUGACAGUAUUAUUAUGCUAUAUUAUACUAUAAAAUCAAUAUUUUUGCAGUGUAAUUAUUUGUUUGUAUAUGUUUCUGAUCAUGUCAGUUUAAUAAUGUGUGGGCAGUGGUGGCUUAAUGGUUAGGGAAGCGCACUUGUAAUUGAAAGGUUGCAGGUUCGAAUUACCAACCAGCAAGGCACCACUGAGGUACCCUGAGCAAGGCACUGCUCCCCGGGUGCUGAAUUAGCUGCCCCCUGCUAUGUCCCGAUGUCACACUUUGUUCCUGUGUGCUGUGGUGUGUCAAUGAUGACCACUGAUCACCAAAUUCUAACAUGCAAAGAAGCCGUAGUAACUGCAUAUGGCUUUAUACUGCCAGAACUGUAAUCCUGUCUCGGAAUAAGCCAAGCAAAGACUUCUUAGAAAACUCAGUAUAAUUUUCUAGGAAUCUAAUAAUUCCUCAGGACGUUUGGUGUGUGUCAUCAAUGCCCAUGCAGCGUGGCAGCAUUACCCAGAAAUUCAGCCACAGUUCUGUUGUUUCCAUAGUUUGCCCCAAUCACAAAUUUGUUUAGACAAAUUGUGUUAUAUGGAGAUAUUGCUUACUUAAUAAACAGAGUUGUGUAUAGUAGAACAAGUGUUACAUUUAAAUUCAGGAAAGGUUUUUGAAGUCUUACUGUAUGUGUAUGUCUGCUGGAGAUGUAACAGUCAUGUAAAAUUCUGAACUUGUAAGCGAGAUUCUGAAUCAGACCUUGUGGGGAAACUGGGAGUGAAAGGACUGGCAACCUCUCUGGCUUGUACAUUUGACUGCUGGUCUGCAGCAUUCCACAACCCUUUCAUUAAAAUGUUUAAGGUUCUGCUUUUACUGCAUGUCUGUGGACUUUGAAGCUGAGGACAUGACUCAGCAUAUUCCCCCAAAGCUAUUUUUUCUCUUACUUCCUGUGGAAUUCUUAGCUGGGAUUAUUGCUGUCCUGCUGAUUUCAGCAUUAUUCACCUGCUGUCAACUCACUAGAAACGCCUCAAAGCAUAUGCUUUAAGGAUAAAGAGUCUCUAUUAGAGUUUUCGAUGUUUUUUUACUCUUCUGUUCUCAUUUUAUAUUUCUUCAAUUUUCUGCCAUUGUCUGGAACUAGGUCACUUGGCAUUACGGUUUAUGUUUUCAAAUAGGAUUUCCCAUAAUUCCACAUAUGCAGAUCAGGUGAAUUUGUGACUUUACAGCGGUAGGCAACCCUGUUCCUGUAGUGCCUGUAUCCAGCGGGUUUUCUAUCCUACCAGAUGAGUUACUUUCUGCUUUAGAUCAGGUGUGGUGUGGCUCAUCAGAGACCAGGUAGGAUGUAAAACCUGACGGUACUUUAUGGUCAGGGAUGCCCAUCCCUGCUCUAAGCAUCUUUAGUGUAUCAUAUGCAUAUGAAUGCUGUGCAUUGACUAGCAUUUGUCUUUGCUGCUAAAUUUCACAAUUCCUUCCCCUCAUUUUACAUUAAUGUUCUACUGUGAUAAUUCCAGUUAAACUUGGCAUAUGAUCCGAAAAAUACUUCACAAACAUUAUUCUCUGCCCAUGUGCAACAUAAUCUCUAUAUAGUCAUUUUCGGUGAGCCUUCGGUUUCAUUAGUACGCUUAUUCGCCCUUGCUUUUGUGUCAGUGUGUACUUGCUUCUCCCUUUACCUCUAAUAUUACCGUUUCAGUCAUGUAUACCCUUUUGGUGUCCUAAAAGGAAAAUAUUAAAAAACUUAUUGAGAUAAAUGUAUGUCUAUUAGAAAGCUGCGAAACGAAGAGACGAUGACCGUGUGCGUUUCGAAGCGCUAUGAUUGCAGCCCUGCGGAGAGGCUCCCUCCCGCGGCCAUAGAGGAGCAUUCCUCUUAUUUGCUUGUUCUCACUAUUUUUAGUAAAUCUGAGUCGUGUCUUCAGGGUCGAAGCUACAUCACUUGAAUUAUUUGACUGCAUUCAAAGCGGAUUACAGCCAUAUGUUUUAGAUGCAUACAAAGUGUAAUAUACAAAUAUGCGGACUAAACACGUCCGGUCAGAGAGGGUUUUACAUGAAUUUGUUGCACUCGUUUGCUAGCCGGUUAGCAAGCGUUUCCUCGUUCGAAAUGGCAAAGCGGGGCUCGCGAUUUGAAGACCACGAAACAAUGACAUUGUUAUUGUGACUCGAACGAGCGCAUGGUUGACAUCGAAUAAAGAGCAAGUUAAGUUUCUGUGACGAGACGAAGCGGAGAUGUCUAUGUGUAAGGAAGGCUAGCUAGCUACAGACUGAGGGAUUCACCGGGGAGGAAUACUGCGCAUUACAUUAAUCGCGGAUUUUCUCGGCCCGCUGCUGACUGCUCACAUUGUGGACCCCCCCCUGUCUGAGUCCGGAAUUGUCGCUGACAUAGACUUGGAGAACAUCCUGUCCCCUGACACUGACGCAUUCUACCAACUGAAGAGCCAGCCGAUCACCAUCAGCCAUUCUGUGACCCAGGCCUCCCCCUCCCCCCCGACGGGCUCUGCCAUGACGUCACGCGUGCUGCUGCGUCAGCAGCUGAUGCGGGAGCAGGCCCAAGACCAGGAGCGGCGUGAGGCCCAACAGCAGGCUUCCACAGCCCAGCUGCGGCCCGCCGACUCAUCCCCCGCCAUCUCAGUCUCGGUACCCUCUUCCACGGCCCGACAGACCCCGGCGCAGGUGCCUGCAGAGGUUCUCAGGGUGCAGAGCCAUCUUGAGAAUCCCACCAAGUACCACAUCCAGCAGGCCCAGCGUCAGCAGGUGAAGCAGUACCUGUCCACCACCCAUGGAAACAAGGUGGCCAAGCAGGCGCUGGCAGCGUCCCCCUCGCCGCAGUCUGGCUCGGCCCCCGAACUGGCCCCGGCCCCAGGCAGCACCCCCAACAGCCCCAUGGCCCUGUUGAACCUGGGCUCCAACAAAGAGGAGAUUGAUGUCAUUGAUGAUAUCAUUAGCAUGGAAUCAAGUUUCAAUGAUGACAUCAUGACCUUGAUCGAUUCCGGCCUACCGCUGCGCAACACGUUGCCUGUGUCCGGUAAUGUGCUGGAUGUGUUCAGCACAACACAAAUGGCAGCUCCUGCUAUUACUGUCAGCAACUCCUGCCCGGCAGAUCUGCCCAACGUCAAGAAGGAGCUGACUGAAGCUGAGGCAAAGGCUAUUAUAAAGGAGAGACAGAAGAAGGACAACCACAACCUGAUUGAGAGGAGGCGGAGAUUUAAUAUAAAUGACCGUAUCAAGGAACUUGGCGGACUCAUUCCCAAGUCAAGCGACCCGGAGAUGCGCUGGAACAAGGGCACCAUCCUGAAGGCCUCGGUGGACUACAUCCGCAAGCUGCAGAAGGAGCAGCAGAAGGCCAAGGAGAUGGAGAUGAGGCAGAAGAGGCUGGAGCACGCUAACCGCAGCCUGCUGCUGCGGGUGCAGGAGCUGGAGAUGCAGGCUCGUCUUCAUGGCCUCACCGCGUCUGCUUCCCCUACCCUGACCUCCGACUUAGACCGGCAUCCGCAGCAGCAGCCACUUGCUGGUCCGGCGCUGGAGUCCAGUUCCAGGGGCGUCCUGUCCCAGAACCUCAUCAGCUUGGGAGGGUCGGUUAUCGGAGGUGGGAUCGCACCGCAGUCGGCCUCCUUUCUGUCUCUGGGCUCUGCCCCCCCAGCAGGCGUGGCCACCAACAGCGCUCUUGAUCUGGAUGCUUUAAACUUUGCUGAGAUGGACGAUCCCUCCGCCACCGCCUUUGACCCCACCAUGAUGCCGGACGCCACUUUCGAAUCGACCCUAAUGUCAGACAUGGGUAUCCUCAUGGAUGAGGGGUGCGCCCUAUCCCCCGUCGGGGCCGCCGACCCUCUCCUUUCCUCCGUGUCCCCAGGAGCCUCUAAGAGCAGCAGCCGCAGGAGCAGCUUCAGCGUGGACGAGGAUUUGUGACGUCGCCGGAGCUCUCCAUGAGCAACCGGCUUGGGAGACGUGCUCCUGGAAAGAGCUGUAGCGGUCUUCUGCCUUUAGGGUCUCUGUCUCUAGGGUUGGUUUGAUUGACGCGCUCUAGGGGUGCCCAGUCUCCUUAGAUCAGCGAGAGGUGACUGCCUGCAGAGCUGCCAAAUUAGAUUCUCUACUGUAAUAUUAACAACGAAGUUCUGAAAACGAUCUUGUUCUGAAAGUAAGUUAUUUCAGCUGAAGGCGUUCGCCACGGAUCAGCGGUGGCAAUAAGGAUGCAAGGUAAAAAUAAGGCAAAAUGCAAGGCAGUAUUGUGGCUUCCCCGCACAUUUAGCGAAGGAACGGGUGAGGAGCCACAUAUUCCAGAGCCCAUUUACAGUAGACUUGGAAAAUUAGCAGAGCUUUAAAUGUGCAUCUGUGUCUCCGUUAUCGGCACCUCGCCUACUGAAAUUGAAGCACUGUCAUACUCAGAGGGAUGAAAGGCUUUAAGCAUUGCUGUUUCUGGUUUGUUUCAGUGAAACAAAGACAUACCCGAGAAGAAAGUAUCCAGAGAGCCAGAGAUAUUUUUAUUUACUUUUAAAUCCUGGCCUUAGUAUGUUUUAAAUGUGAAUUUGUGCAUGAAUCUACAGUAUGUACAACGUCAAAGGACUGUUGCCUGUCUAUUACAAACGUCAUACGUUUUCCAGCUGCGAAUUUUUCAAACUGGCACAGCGCUGUCAUUUGCUAUACUGGUCACUACAUGCCCAUCUGAGUCAGAAGUGAUGGACAAGCAAUCGGGCAUAACCUGAAAACUGUAGUAUUCAGUGUGAAGACAGACGGUUGCCUUCAGUGUCAAGGCAUCCCUAAUAUGCAGCUGAUGAUCAUAAAAUGUAUGUCCUUUCCCCGAGUGAUGGACCCUAACAUAGACCAUGGCCCUUUACUGAGUCCAACAGUGCCGUACUGACUUCUGUAUGUAAGUAUGACCAUAAGUACCAGUGGCGGUAACCAACGGGGUCUGCCAUUAUUAAUGCAAUGUCAUGUGUCAUCUUUACCUAUAUGGAAUGGGUAACCUUACAAGUUUGCCGUGUGGUUUAUCAUACUGCGUUUUUAACUUCGUCCUUUCCUACUAUGUGUCAGGUUUGUAUUGAACAGUUUUAGUGUACAAACCUCACUGUUCGUGUGCUUCACCCUUUUUUGUGAAAUACAUCUUAAUCUUUUUAACGUUUUAUCGUAACAGAUGUGCAUUGGA
Brienomyrus brachyistius is the source of this 6685-nucleotide messenger RNA. RefSeq names its product transcription factor binding to IGHM enhancer 3a (gene tfe3a). Gene Ontology annotation, molecular function: DNA-binding transcription factor activity, RNA polymerase II-specific; RNA polymerase II cis-regulatory region sequence-specific DNA binding; protein dimerization activity. Gene Ontology annotation, cellular component: nucleus. Lineage: Eukaryota; Metazoa; Chordata; Actinopteri; Osteoglossiformes; Mormyridae. The coding region runs from base 4048 to 5451 and encodes 467 amino acids. The record is from RefSeq and is a predicted model, not a curated record. Gene Ontology annotation, biological process: regulation of transcription by RNA polymerase II. The transcript has 10 exons.